AUUAUUAACUUCUUCUCCAAACAAGUCCUUAUUUAAAAAGCCCUUCCCCCAAACAAAAUUUCCACAACGAUUAUCUCUCUUCUUUCCUUUUCUUUUUGUUCUCUCUACAUUAAAAAGAACUCCUCAAUUUAUAAGCUGCAAAAAAUUAAGAAAAAAAGAGAACCCUAAUUUCUGCAAUGGCGAGACCUAAUCAAGAAGCAAUCGAGACUUUCAUGAGCAUCACUGGGGCACCCGAAGCGGUUGCCAUGGAGAAGCUUGAGGAGCAUGGUGGUGACCUCAAUGCAGCUGUAAAUGCACAUUUCAGCGAAGGAGAUAGAAACACCAUGCAGCAAACAUCACCUGUAGUUCCUGUAGAUGAUGCCAUGGAUAUAGAUGAUCCAAGUGAUGUUGUACCGAAUAGGCCAGUCCUACCAUCUCUCUCAGCAUCUAGACCAAUAAGUCCGUUCUCACAUCUUGAUCCAAACUUUCAAAGAAGUCUCCUAGAUGGUACUUCUGAUUUUACAAUUCGUGAACCAAUGAUUACACAUCCAAGAGAGGUGAGAGGUGUACCGAUAGAGGUUAAGGAUAGCAAUGAGCCAUCUGGUCAUUCUGGUGAUGCUCCUGUCAUUGAGGAUAUCUCUGAAACUGCACAAGCACAUGGCCCGAAUACCGAUGAGAUUGCUAUAAUUAAUGAAAUGGAUGAGGGUUCAACUGUGCUGCCAAGACCGGAGAACGAUAACUCUUAUGACCAACAUGUUACACCCAGUGCUCCUACCUUUGAUAAUUUGCCUGACUAUGGCAAUGACAUUGAAGAAGAAAUGAUUCAAGCUGCCAUUGAGGCUUCCAAACGGGAUGUUGAGGAGUUAAGUGAUCCUGGUCCUCUGCGUAACCAGUCUCAUUUAGAGGAUGCUGAACUUGCAAAAGCUGUUUCGUUGUCCUUGAGGACAGCGGAGCAAGAGAAGGCAUUGCGUGAACAGGGUUGGCCUGUUGGAGCAUCUGAUGUGGAAGCUUCUAAAGCAGCUGAGGUUCAUCCGGAGAACAUGGCAGCCUCAAAUGGGAGGUUGGGUGAAGGAAGCUCAUCCAUACAAGAUGAAGCUGAUGAUGUGGAGGAACAGCCUCUAGUUAGGCACGGGUCCAGACAGUCGUCAUCUGGCCUGGGGGACUCUGCAAAAGAAGUUGGAGUUGUUGAGGCUAGCCCACCAUCAAGUCCUGGACAGGAAGGCAUAGGCAAUCACCCACCAAACAAUGGGAACGCCUUCCCUUCUGAUGAGUGGGGAGGCAUCUCUUCUGAGGAGCAUGAUGAGGCAGUCAUGCUUGAGGCUGCAAUGUUUGGUGGAAUCCCUGAAAGUGGAUACCGUUAUGCAUAUGCACCUCAUCAGUUCAUGCGACCUGAGGGCUCCUAUCCCUGGCGUACCCCUCGUCCUCCAUCACCCUCGUUGGCAGCUCAACGCUUGAUACGGGAACAGCAAGAUGAUGAGUAUAAUGCAUCGUUGCAAGCUGAUAGAGAAAAAGAGUUGAAGGCAAUUCAAGAAGCUGAAGCUCGCCUUUUAGAGGAGGAAGCAGCUAGAAAAGCUGCUCUUGAAGAAGAACAACGAAGAGAGGAAGAGUUUCACAGGAAAAUGGAGGAGGAACAGGAAUGUGAGAGACAAUUAGCUGCAAAAGAAGCUUCUCUGCCUCAGGAGCCAGCAGCAGAUGAGGAAAAUGCUGUAACCCUUCUUGUGCGAAUGCCAGACGGCAGUCGCAGGGGCCGUCGUUUUGUCAAAUCUGACAGGCUGCAGUCUCUGUAUGACUUCAUUGAUAUUGGUAGAGGAGUCAAGCCAGGCACUUAUAGAUUGGUGAGGCCAUACCCAAGGCGGGCUUUCGGUGAUGGAGAGAGCAGUUUGACAUUUAAUGAACUUGGCUUAACAAGCAAACAAGAAGCCCUAUUUCUGGAGUUGAUCUAAUAGCAUUUAACUCCUACACGGAUGUUGUAGAAAAUUACUCUGAAAAUUUUUAGUUCAUCGAAAAAUGAAGAAAUGCAUGAAGUUUGGAAGUUCUUAAGGUUUUCUGUUCGGUUGAAAUACAUGAAAUUUCAGGAGAGGAUACAAUUAAUCUGACUGACCAUGGUCAGCAUUUGCUUUCGUUGGUGGUGUUCAAUUGAUUGAAAGGGCAUGUUUUGUAUAUAUGUAGUAAUUUACUAUAUUAAAAAGGUAAGAUUACUUCUCAUGAACACCAGAUUAAAUCA
Theobroma cacao (cacao) is the source of this 2203-nucleotide messenger RNA. It is a transcript of the gene SAY1, whose product is annotated as Ubiquitin-like superfamily protein. NCBI's taxonomy places the organism in Eukaryota, Viridiplantae, Streptophyta, Magnoliopsida, Malvales, Malvaceae. The record is from RefSeq and is a predicted model, not a curated record. Gene Ontology annotation, molecular function: ubiquitin binding.